AUGACCUUCGCCCCGUCCGCCGGCAAUGCCGUCGGCGACCACGUAGGUGGUGGCGGGCUCCACGAGGAAGUCGAGCAUUUUUUUAUGAAAAAUGGCAGGGGAAAACAAAGUAGGAUAAAAGGCCACGAGAAGGGCACGAAAUCUCGGACAGCUCAUUUGGAGGGACUUAAAUGGGAGGUUAUUGUGGUUGACGAGCCCAUGGUUAAUGCAUUUUGUUUGCCUGGUGGGAAGAUUGUUGUUUUUGUUGGGUUGCUUAAGCAUUUUAGGGCGGAUGCUGAGCUUGCAACAGUGAGGUGCAUCACACACACACACAUUGAUGAUUUAUAA
Molecule: messenger RNA, 327 nt
Organism: Striga asiatica
Lineage: Eukaryota; Viridiplantae; Streptophyta; Magnoliopsida; Lamiales; Orobanchaceae
Source: the annotation of a GenBank genome assembly